Messenger RNA from Lottia gigantea (owl limpet), 2697 nucleotides. RefSeq lists its product as hypothetical. The record is from RefSeq and is a predicted model, not a curated record. Bases 1 to 2697 code for a protein of 898 amino acids. The transcript is spliced from 14 exons. Lineage: Eukaryota; Metazoa; Mollusca; Gastropoda; Lottiidae. Gene Ontology annotation, molecular function: protein dimerization activity.
AUGACAAAAAUAAUGCCUGGAUUACAGCAACAGUUAUUGUUUGAUGUUGAGAUGUCAACGAAAUUUUGUUAUCAACCAGUUUUUGAUUUUAACAACAACUCAGUUUUGGAAGAUAAGUUUCAUGCUGAAGAAGAUGUCCAGCUAUUUCAUAAUGAAAUCAAUGUAAAGGUUGAACCUAAUGAAGCCAUGGCACAGUCUCAACUUAACAAUAUAUCCAGUCAUGUUGAGGCGUCUGAUCCCUUUCUAUCAACUGGAACAUACAAUCAGGUUUAUGGACUAUACAAUUCUGAAGCUCUGAACUCUCCAACGAACAGGAAGAAAACUGGUGGUAGAAAAGAAAGAACACCAAGAACAUUGUUAAAAUUGAUGGAAAGACAUAGGCAUAAUGAGAGAGUACGACAUCAUACUCUGAAUGAAAGAUUACGAGUGAUCUGUCAAUUUGUACCAGGAUCAGGAGAAGAUGGAAGGGAGACUAAAGUAGUGAUGAUGCAAAGAAUUAUAAGUUAUAUCGCUUAUUUAGAAAACACUAUUUGUCAAAUACGUAGUCAACUUGGUCUUACAGCAGAACCCUGUCUUACACCUUUAACUAUACAGUUGAGGAGACAAAUUGAUGAAUUUGCUAAGUUGGCAGUGGUUCCAAAUAUGGAUGAGGCCACUAAGAGUAAAAGAUCAAGAAUGGAACCCAAGAAAGAGGCACCAAGAAGAUAUAAAAUAUCAUCACCAACUGUUGAUUCUACAACUGAUAUACCUUUCUAUACUAAACCAUAUUACCAUAAUAGUCAAGAAUCAUCGCAGGAUUCCAUGGCACCGACAUCUACAUUUUAUUCCAUGAACUCUGAUAAUUCUUUACCUCACUGGUUAGAGGAUCCUAUGCUGCAUUCCAAUGAUGAUUUUGAGUCUUUAUUUGAUCAUCCAGUGUUUGAUAAAUCCAAUCAUUUUCAACCAAUUAUUACCUCAGAUUCUUUCAGUAAAGUGAAUGAUGUUACUAUGAGUGAAUGUUUUUUUGAACCUAUUCAGGAGUCAUUUACAAUAUUAUCUCAACCUACCUCAGAUAGUUCUAAACAAUCUGAUCACACUAAUCAUGAUAUACUGAGUGAAAGCAUGCAACAAGUAUUUGGAUUGAAUUCAUCAAACGAAACUGAUUCAGAUUUCUUGACAUCUAUGGUAGUAUCACCAGAUAAAGUCCUGUCAAUCAGUCAAGAAGCACCUCCCAGUCAUGCCGAAUUUUUAUCUAGUCAAGACACACACUCCAGCCAAGAACCAAUCCAUGAUGAGGUCCCAAUUAAUUCAAGUUUAUUUUUGACUAAUGAUCAUCCUCAAAGUAUGAUGAUGUCAACUGAACAAGAAUCCCAUAACCGUCCUGAUGAAGGAGCAAGUGAAGUUUCAAAGGAUAAUUCAGCUUAUGAACAUCCUACCCUUAUAGCUAAUCAUGAGGAAACAGUUACAUCUAAUUUGGAUGAAGAAAACAAUAUUACAGAACAAACCCAAGAAAGUAAAAUAUUCAGACUAGAAGAAAGGAUUCACUGUAUGGAAGAUGCGACAAGCAGCUUGUGGUCUCCCCUUCAUAGAAAUAAACGAAAACAGUAUACACCAACGAAACACGAGCCAUUGAUGAACAUGACUAAUUAUUAUUCAACUCCAGAUGACAGUAAUGAUGGAACCAGUAUGUAUGAAACACCUAUAAACUUUACUAACAUGUUGAAUUCUUGCCAUAGAUAUACAAAAUCUGAACAGUCCAUGAACAGCAAUUUGGACAUGAUCAAUGAAAAAGAUGUCUCACCUACCGAUCAGUCUUUCAAAACAAGUGAAACAUUGAAUACUUUAGUGAAAAUUGAACCAAAUGUAACAAGUCCAGAGGCAAGAAAAUCUGCCAGAAUUGAGAAUCUAAAUGUAGAAAGAGAAUCAUUAUCAGUCAAUAAAGAGAUCCAAACCACACUUGCAGCUUUUAUUAAUCCACAAGAGAUGCCUAGUAAUGCUUCAGUAACUAUUACUAAUACAGAAAAUCAACAAGUCCUACAUCAAAUACCAUACAGUUGGACAUUUCACUCUAUGAAUGAUACUGCUGGUAAAAAAUAUAAUAGUACUAAUACUCCUCAAACUAUUAUCAAAAUACAUAGACCACAGGCUCCCCAGAUGAAAGAGAAUAUUCCACCAAUAACCAAUUGUAAAUUAGAUCUGAGGAAAACAUCUUGGAUGAAUGGCUUUAUGAUGUUUAGUAGAUUGAAUAGAAAGAAUUUUAUCAGUGCUAACCCAGGGGUUCACACAUCUCAUAUCAGCAAAUUGAUGGGACAGUCAUGGAGAAAUAUGUCUGAUGAGGCUCAACAACCAUACAAGGAUAAAGCCCAGUUAUUUCUAUCAGAUACAAUACCUGGUAAUGGUGAAAUAGAAUUAGAGAAAAAAUCCAAUCGUAUUAGUAUUGUAAAGAUUUGUGGUUCCAGUAAACCUGGUGGUGCAUGUCAACCUUUACCAGUAUCUGAUGUAUCAUCUGGAUCAAUACCACCAUCAGUAUCUUUUAAACCAAUAUCACCAGCAGCCAACAUAAGAUCUUCAGCAGCAUCAACAUUACAACCUCUAGCAUCAGCAAUAAGACCUGUGGCAUCAUCAUCCAAUUUGAGACCUAUAGUAACAUCAUCAUCCAUCAGGCCAGUAACAGCAUCUCUUCCUAUAUAUAACUCACAAAGAUGGAUGUAUCUUUAA